This is a messenger RNA of Saccostrea echinata, 3983 nucleotides long. RefSeq names its product transmembrane protein 208-like. The record is from RefSeq and is a predicted model, not a curated record. The transcript has 6 exons. Gene Ontology annotation, biological process: vacuolar protein processing. Gene Ontology annotation, cellular component: intracellular membrane-bounded organelle. Lineage: Eukaryota; Metazoa; Mollusca; Bivalvia; Ostreida; Ostreidae. Bases 86 to 592 code for a protein of 168 amino acids.
CUUUCUGUAGAAAACGUCGGAAUGCUGUUUGAGUGUUUCGUGUAGAACAAAAAUAUUUCUGCUUGUGUCUUAGAUUUGAGGAACCAUGCCGCCAAAAGGGAAGCAGGGCACUAAAGGUGCUAAACAGAUUGUUGAGGAGAACAAGGCAACACUGCAGUUUUAUCAGUAUGUUAUUGGAGGAGUAAAUGUUGCAUUUUUUCUGAUACAGUACUUUCUCUUCUGGGAAUUUUUCACAGCAUUUUAUGUGUUUCUGUGGUUGUCAGCUGUAGCUGUGUGCCUAGGUAGCUAUCAAUUCAUGGCCAGUAUGGGCCGAGCUAAAUAUUCCACAGAUGGGGCCUUGCUAGACAGCGGCAUUGACUUAAACAUGGAGUCGGGGAUGGCAGAGCAUGCUAAAGAUCUACUCCUGCUUACAAGCAUUGUAAUGUGUCUCAGCUUGUUGUCCAAUUUCUUCUGGAUAUUAUGGCUGCUGGCUCCAAUCCGAGCCUUUUACAUGCUGUGGGUCAACAUUCUGGCACCGUGGAUAUUUGCUCCAGCUCCAGAAGUAGAUGAGAAAAAACAGAAGAAAAUGGAGCGCAGAAUGAAGAGGCACUGACAGAUCUGUAGCUCUAAGACAUUAAUUUAUUGUUUACACUGUUCAACAGUUCAUUCCCUUUAGUUUCAAGAUAAUCAAAUUUUGUUCCACAUUUUCACCUUUUCAUGGGAUGAUAUUCAUCAAAGUUUUAAAACUUUCAUUUUAUUUUAUGACAUAUUUGAUAUGUUUGCAAUAUUUAUACUCUAAAUUCAAGUUGUAAUGUUGAAUUAAACUGCCUUUUCAUUGAGUUUUGAAGAAUGUGCUUCAUUUUUCAUGAUUGUUUGUUGUAAAGAAAGUACAAAUGUAUUGUACAUAUAAAAGUUUGCAUUUCAUGUCAACUUCCUGAUUAACUAUUUAUUGCACCAAACAUAUAAAAGUUGAAUGGUAAUAUAAAUUAGCAGUUUUUUUCCUUUUCUCUUAUCAUGAUGACUCAAAAAGAAAGAAAGAAAACCUGGUUAAGGCCACAGUAAUUUAAUUUUUUGUUUUACAAUCCCGGGUGGGUAGGUUUUCAGGAAAAUCCAGUUUAAAAAAACCCACAAGUUUGUCAUAUUUGUAACAAUUAUACCUUCUUUAUUUUACAGAAUUAUUGUAUUCCAGUACAUUUUUAAGGCAACAGUAUUAUUAACAUUUGAGAGAGAAAAAAUAGAACAAAUCAAAAAUUCAGGAGAAAUUAAAGAAGUUCAAAUGUUUUCUUUCAUAUUGAUUGAUGUUAAUGUGCGAUUUUUGAAUCAAUAUUUUUUUCUAAUUAUUGAAAAUCCUGUUAUGUUUUAUAAAAAUAUGUUUGUUUUUUGGUCUGACUAGAGGGUAUACCCUAUCAAAGAAUUAAGAGACGUAAAACAAAGUUAUUAUUUACUACAGCCUUAUGUCUGAUUCAAGUUAUACUUCAAGUUCAUUUGUAAGUCACAAACCUCUUUCUCAUUUUAUUGAAUUUUCAGAAUUUGGCAACAUUUUCCAUCAGAAAACAGAAACAUAAAGCAUAAGUUAACAUUUCUUUUGACAUGUGUAGAAGUAUGACAAGAGGCCCAUAGGCCACAAUGCUCACCUAAGUAACUGGCCUUGCUGUUUUUCCACCUGAUUUUCCCCCUUGUAGCACUUAUUUUGGCAACGCCCUACCCCCAGGGGUCAUGAUUUGAACAAUUUAAAAUCUACACUACCCAAGGAUACUGCCACUUAAGUUCUUGAGAAGAAGAUUUUUAAAGAUUUUUACUACAUAUUUCAAUGUAAAACUUGGAUUCCCUACUGUGGCCCUGCCCUACCUGAGGGGGUCAUGAUUUGAAUAAUUUAGAAUCUACACUACCCCAGGAUACUUUCACAUAACUUUCAGCCUUUCUGGCCCAGUGGUUCUUGAGAAGAUUUUUUAAGAUUUUUUCUGCAUAUUUCAAUGUAAAACUUGGAUUCCCUAGUGUGUCCCCACCCUGCCCCCGUGGGUCAUGAUUUAAACAGUUGAGAAUGUACACUACUCCAGAAUGCUUCCACAUAAGUUCAGCUUUUCUGGUCCAGUGGUUCUUGAGAAGAAGAUUUUUAAAGAUUAUAACUACAUAUUUCAAUGUAAAACUUGGAUUCCCUAUUGUGGCCCCAACCUACCCCCGUGGGUCAUGAUUUGAACAAUUUAGAAUGUACACUACUCCAGAAUGCUUCCACCUAAGUUUCAGCUUUUCUGGCCCACUGGUUCUUGAGAAGAAGAUUUUAUAAUGACCCCACCCAAUUUUUGUCUUUUCUUGAUUAUCUACCCUUUAUUUUUAAAAUUUAAACUCCUCUUUACCCAAGAAUGCUUUGUACCAAGUUUGGUUAAAAUUGGCUCAGUGGUUCUUGAGAAGAAGUUGAAAAUGUGAAAAGUUUACAGACGGACAGACAAACGGAUGGACGACAGACAACGGGUGAUCAGAAAAGCUCAUUUGAGCUUUCAGCUCAGAUGAGCUAAAAGUCUUAGAAAGAUUAACAGAUUUUAAGAUGUUUGCACCACAGUAUCAUGUCUCACUAUUGACAAAAUUAUUAUGAAAUUUAAUAAAGUGUGACUUAAGGUCCUGAAUUCAAACCACUUGUAUAAUAGUUUUAUUUGUGUGGAUAAUAUCAUGUCAAAUUUGGUGCCAAAUGUUGUUUUUAUCUCAUCCUUUGUAGAUAUUUUUCCAUUUCGAGUAUGUCUAUGAAUUAAAAUUAUAAAAUUCUUUGGCAUUCUCAUAUUGAUUUGGUUAAAGUUACAAGUGCAUUGAUAGGUGCAAUAAUCAGCUUUUUUCAGUGAUUUGAUUUUUAAAUGUAGAGGAAUGUUUUUACAAUUUUCAAAUACAUUACAAGUGUAUGUUUGGACAGAAAAUCAUUAUGAAUACAAGUUUAUAGAUGGUCAAUAAAAACAAUUUUGCAAGCAAAAUCAGGAUUUUAGCAUAUAUUUACAGGUAUUUGUCUAAAAUAUUCAAAGUGUAAUAUAAAAUCUAGCUGGAAGAGGUAAAUUAAGUCAUGUGUCAUGUACAUUCUCUAUAGUAUGUUCAACUUUUUUGCAGUAGAUUUCUAUUGGGCGUAAAUAACAAAAGUACAAAAUUUGCUGUUCUUUCGGAAUUACUAAGUAGGUAGACACCCUAUGAGUUUCAGUAUUGUUCAGCAUAUUUUGAAUUACUGGCAUAGUUUAGAAAAUUUGGAUGACACAUAUCCCCUAUUAAAAGCUGCAUACACUGCCUCAAUAUCCAAUUUCAACAAAAACAAAUUAUCAUGGUUUGGUUCUACUGAUAUAUUCAAACAACUUCUUCAUCAGUUACAGUUACAGUUUCUGAUCUGAAAUCAUCUACAUCAGCCUUAUAUAUUGUAAAUGCAUUCCUAAUUCAUAUUUUCUUGAAAAGUGGUAUCAAAAAAGGAACAGUUAAGUACUUGUGGGAAAUUAGACACAUACAGCACAAUCAAACAAAACUUUGGGCUAGAACCUUACUUAUUAAUCUUAAGAAAAUUUGAGAAAAGAAAGAUUUUAACAAAAUUUUGAAUCUCUUCUCACAAUCUGAUGAUUGAAAAAGGUUGACAUUGUGGUAUACCAAGAGAAGAGAGAAUAUGCCCCAAUUGUAAAUUAAAAGAGGUAGAAGAUGAAAAUACAUUUUCUUUUAGGUUGUUCAUGCCAUAGUCUAUCAAUAAUUAAUUUCUCUCCACAAUAUCUCUGAGAUCUCAUCUUUUUAAUAGUUUGUCUAAAAGUAACCAAUUUUUAUGGUUAAUGAAAUGUGAAGAUGUUGAUGUGCUGUGCAAUUUGUGUGAAUUUAUAAGUCAUAUGUAGCCAUAGAUAAAUUCAAAGUCCCAUAUUGAUAUCAACUUUCAUUUACAUGUACUUUUAUUCACAACUUAUGUUACAGUAUGUUAUGUUGUUAAUAUGCAUGUGUUGUUGUAUACUCUGCAUUGAGCAGAAGUGGAUUAAUUAAAAUAAAUAAUAUACUAUCCUUCA